Messenger RNA from Acomys russatus (golden spiny mouse), 1728 nucleotides. RefSeq names its product BCL3 transcription coactivator (gene Bcl3). Lineage: Eukaryota; Metazoa; Chordata; Mammalia; Rodentia; Muridae. The transcript has 9 exons. Gene Ontology annotation, molecular function: protein binding. The record is from RefSeq and is a predicted model, not a curated record. The coding region runs from base 276 to 1625 and encodes 449 amino acids.
CAGACCCCAGACCAAGCUCCUGUUCAGGGCACACUGAGCAGAGCGGCGGGUGGAGGCCUGGAGCGCCGGCUCCGCCUUCGAGACCCGGGUCCAGGAAACCCCUGGGGCGGACGGGUGGCCCCGGGGGCCCGGGGGCGGGGAGGCGGGAGGCGGGCGCCGCCCCGGCUGACAAAAGUCCCUUCAGUUCAGUCGGCGGCAGGGGAAGUCCCGCAGCCCGGCGAGACUGCCUUCCCGUGCCGAGCUCGCCGCGCGCCCCGGCGUCUCCGGGCCGCCCGAUGCCCCGAUGCCCCGCGGGGGCCAUGGACGAGGGGCCCGUGGACCUGCGCACCCGGCCCAAGGGCGCCCCGGGCGCCGCGCUGCCACUCCGCAAGCGCCCUCUGCGCCCCGCAGCCCCGGAGCCAGCAGCUCCGCGCGCCCCCGCGGGACCCCUGGACGCCCUGCACAGCAGCAGCUGCGACGUCCCGGCUGUCCCUGGGCCCCCCCACGGCGUGGCCAGGCCGGAGGCGCUUUACUACCAGGGACCUUUGAUGCCCAUUUACUCUACCCCGACUGUGGGCCCCCCCUUUCCGCUACUGAACCUGCCUACGCACCUCUACUCCAUGGUGUGCCCCAUGGAGCACCCCCUUUCAGCUGACAUUGCCAUGGCUACCCGUGCAGAUGAAGAUGGAGACACGGCUCUCCACAUCGCCGUGGUUCAGAAUAACAUGGAAAUCUUCUACCGGAUACUCACCCUUUUCUACCUUGGGCGCCAGGAAGUAGAUGUUCACAACAACCUGCGGCAGACCCCGCUCCACCUCGCCGUGAUCAUCGAUAUACCAGAUAUGGUCCGGCUCCUGGUGAUAGCUGGUGCUAGCCCCAUGGCCCUGGAUCGCCAUGGCCAGACUGCAGCCCACCUGGCGUGCGAGCACCGCAAGCCCAAGUGCCUGCAGGCUCUGCUGGACAGCGCAGCCUCGGGUUCCGUGGACCUGGAGGCUCGCAAUUAUGAAGGGCUCACCGCCCUGCACGUGGCCGUGAACACCGGGUGCCAGGAGACGGUACGGCUGCUCCUGGAGCGUGGCGCGGACAUCGACGCAGUGGAUAUCAAGAGCGGCCGCUCCCCACUCAUCCACGCGGUGGAAAACAACAACCUGAGCAUGGUGCAGCUGCUGCUGCUGCACGGCGCCAACGUGAACGCUCAGAUGUACUCGGGCAGCUCAGCUCUCCAUUCCGCGUCUGGCCGCGGGCUCCUGCCUCUGGUGCGCUUGCUGGUUCGUAGCGGGGCUGACAGCGGCCUCAAAAACUGUAACAAUGACACGCCCCUCAUGGUGGCGCGCAGCCGCAGGGUCAUUGAUAUCCUAAGGGGAAAGGCCUCUCGGGCUGCCUCAGGGUCACAGCCUGAGCCAUCCCCAGACCAAAGUGCCACCACCUCCCCCGAGAGCACCAGUCAUCUCAACUCCAACGGCCUCCAGUCCACUCCAAACUCCUCACCCUCGCUGUCUCCCCCAAAGGAUCCUCCUGGCUUCCCCGUGACCCCCCCAAACUUCUUCCUCCCAGCUGCAUCCCCACCAGCCUUCCUGUCCUUCCCAGGGGUCCUCCGGGGCCCUGGCCUGCCCGUGACUCCCUCCCCAGCUCCGGGGAGCAGCUGAGACGGAUGGGGGGGCAGACCCGGACUCAUGAGGAGAGGCCUCCCUGCCCUGUGGGGACCACUCUUCUGGAAACUGUGAGAACCCUGUUCUGCUUCCCCCUCAC